ACGGCCAGCUACGCGACGAUGUGGCUGGGUCGCGAGGGGACGCAGCAGUGGUCGAGCCUCGCGCCAGCAGCGCCGCCGGCGACGCGGCUGGGAGCAGCCGCGGCAGCGAGCGCGGCCCCGCCUGCCGCGCCGAGGGCGCCGGCUGCGGCCCCCGUGCAGCGUGCGGCGGACGUCCAGGCGGACGCGACGAGCAAGAGGUCCUCCCUGGCCCCAGCAGCCCAGGGAGGAAGAGUGGUCGACGAGCUGCCGCUAGAGCUGCAGGAGAAGCUGAUGAACAUUCAGGAAGAUAUCGACUCAGAAGACGGGCUGGAAGUUCUCAUUCGAUACCUCAGACAAUGCCGAGGUGAUCGAGACGACGAUAAGCAGAAGGAAGCGUUCAGGCCAAGAAGUACGGAUUGGCUCGAGAAGAUACAGGUCGAGCAGCUGAAGUCCGGAGCACACUUGUCGGAGCAAAACCUCAUAAACAUGUUGAGCAUAUCGCAGGGUCGAGACGACCUGGACUCGAUCAAGAAAGCCAUGAUGAGAAUGGACGCGAAGCGCAUCGCCACCAAGGCCUCCGCCGGAGGCGCCGGGGGGGCCCGGUCGAGGGUCUUCGCCUCCGUGGAGAAUGCUGUCGCCGCCGUCCAGGAGCAGGCAGGCGACGACGAGGAAGACAUGGAGGAGUGGGUCGUCGAGUUCCUGGAGGACUCCGUCCUCGAGCACGACGACGCCGAGGCGGUGCACGUGGCUGUGGAUCACCGAGACCUAGACGAGGACCAGCUGCGCGCCGUGAUCGGCGCCAUCCUGGACGAGAUGCGCGAGGAGGAGGGCAAGCCCAGGCGAUGGGCCGAGAGCAAGGAGCUGAAGCGCGCGAUGGCCAGGGUGGGCUCGGGCAAGCAACGACUGAGUAUCGAGAAGCUGAAGGCCCGCAGCAAGUGCGCCAACUGCGGGCAGAAGGGGCACUGGAGGAAGGAGUGCCCGAACCCCUUUCGUCCGAAGCCUCGUUCCAAGGCCGAGACUCGGCCGCGCGGCCCCAUGUACGUCAGGGGGGGCGACGGCGCGAGCUCGGGCAUGACCUGGCUGGCGGGUGCCGUCCGCAUCGAGGAGAUCUGUCGCGCCGCAGCCCAGGUCGCGGACGGCGUGCGGCAGUUGGACGACGAUCGCGAGCCAGCUGGCAUGGUGGACACGGCGGCGGGCCAGGCACUUGCGGGCAGCGAGCGUCUGGAGAAGCUGAAGGCCGCCUACGCUCGCCGAGGCUGGAAGAUUCCGACUCGCCACGGCAAAGUGGCCGGCCAGGCCAGGGGGGUCGGAGGAAGCGCCAAGGUCAUCGGCGAGGCCCUGAUCCCGAUCACCGCGACUCCAAACCAGAGCGUGAUUAUCCUUUUUCGCAUCGUGGAGGGCCCGAUUCCGCCGCUGCUGCCUGUGAAGUGGCCGGAGUCCGUGGGCGCCGUGGUCGACCUGCGCAAGGACGUCAUCGACCUGAGCGGCACCGAGCUGCCCUCGCACCGGGAGCCGCCCGGGCAUAGGCUCGUGAGCUUGCUCGGCGCCCGGCCCCCGCUCCUGUUCGAGGUGGCCGCGGAUGCCGCGGUGGACUGGCCAGGACUGAAGGCCGCUGACAUUUGCGCCUACUCGUAUCUCCUCCCCCGAUCCUCGCCCUGUUUUCUCGAGAUCGGCUCGAGCCAAGACGCCUGCCGAUCGGGCGGUUCCGGGCUCCAGGAGAUCCGCGGGGAGAAGGUCUCUGGGGGCAGUGACCAGGUCCCGGGGCCCGACAUGGAGGAGGCCCCGUCGGGGCUCCCAGUACGCUGGCACGUCGAGGAAAGCAUGAGAUCAGGAGGUCACCUACAGGACGAGGAAGGAAAGGGCACAGGAGUCUAUCAGCAGGAAGAGGAGAGAAAGGAGGAGAGGGAGGCCAACAAGGAAGAAGGAGGCGGCGCCGCGCCCGGAGACCUCCCGGAAGGGGUGCACGACUUCGGCGACACCGUGAAACCCGAGGUCGAUCGCACGUCCGUAGCCAUCGAGCUCGAGACCAAGCUUGAGGCUGCCCGCGGGCCCAGCCUCCCCGACGUGACUACCGAGGCCCGCGGGCCGACUUCUUCACCACCAGAUCGAGAUGUGCGCAAGACUCUCCAGUCGAAGAGCGGCUCCCCGGCCAAGCUGAUCAAAGAGGCGAGGGCUAUGCAGCGCCGCCGUCAGCAGGCACAGCAGGAGACGAAGGCCAAGGACGAGUGGGAGACCAUCGGCAUGGACGAGGGCUCGGAGGCGACCGACCCGGAGCCGGACCAAGAGGAGCUGUCGACGGGCAAGAUCAUUUUUCCCCCAACGAUGCAGACCUGGCGCCGUAUGACGCUGCGGGCCAUCUGGAGCUCCAACGCCAAGGCCACGAUCAUGAACGCCAACAUCAUGAGCGGCGAGAGGGCCCCGGAGGCGGCGCUGGAGUGCGACCAUCCGAGGUGGGCGCGGCGCCGCGGGACCAACCAGUACGCCAAGUACGAGCACUGCCUCAAGUGCAAGACGCGGCUGUGGAUCGAGAGGGACCGGCACUCGGAUCACACCCGCCCGUCCGCUCAGGCGGAGCCGCCGCCGCUAGCCAUCAAGCCCGAGCCGGUCUACAAGAAGACGGUGACGGCACCCGCCACCAAGGUGAAGACCGAGAAGGGCGCCCAGUCCAGCGGACCAGAGACGACGGCGAAGGUCCUCAAGGCCCUGGACGACAACAACAACAAGGCCCUGCAGCAGAUGGCGGAGGCCGUGCAGGGCAAUGCGAUCGAGCUGGAUCAGAUCACGACCGAUCGGCAAUGGCCCCCCUCCCUCCUAAGUGACUCGGAGAAGACACAGUUGCUGGCCCAGGCGGCGGUCUUUCUGGUGACCGGGGAAGAGGGUCGAGAGUUCCAGGAGAGCCUCCGGGGAUACACACGGGCGCGAGUCACGGAUGAGGGCAUUCCCCUUUUGGAAUCCCUGACUCCUGACCUCUCGCCAGCGCAGUUACAGAACGCCAUCCGCAGCUCCAGCAAGGACGUCCUGAAGUCCGAGGCCUGGAGAUCCGAGGAUGUCGCCAGGUUCUCUGGGCUUCUCACCCGAGGGGCCUUCCAGCUCUGCCAG
Molecule: messenger RNA, 3078 nt
Organism: Prorocentrum cordatum
Lineage: Eukaryota; Dinophyceae; Prorocentrales; Prorocentraceae
Source: the annotation of a GenBank genome assembly